Suillus clintonianus is the source of this 1236-nucleotide messenger RNA. RefSeq lists its product as uncharacterized. NCBI's taxonomy places the organism in Eukaryota, Fungi, Basidiomycota, Agaricomycetes, Boletales, Suillaceae. The record is from RefSeq and is a predicted model, not a curated record. Bases 1 to 1236 code for a protein of 411 amino acids. The transcript is spliced from 9 exons.
AUGGAUAAUGUCAUGGACCCAGAGCUUGCAGCUGAGAUGGUUAAGCUUCUGGGGCAGGAAUUAAAGGUUGUCCGCAGCCAACUCCGUGAAGCUGAACAGAGAACCGGUACUCCUGCCAGCGAUGCUAUGUCAACUGGUCUUCAAUCACAGCGCGAGGAAGCCCUUCGGGCAGAGAUAUUUGCACUGAAGGCUGAGAAUUCUAGCCUUCGAGCGAACAUUUCAAGUCUCCAGGAUCAGACAACGAACGUUUCAGUCAAGAUGGAGGGCGAUCACUCUGGUCUUGUAGCACAAUACUCUGCGUCGAUGGACGCAAUUCAGAAGGAACUGGCUGACGCUAUCAGGGAUAAAAACUUGGCAACCUUGGACAAGGAGAAGGCAGAUGAACAACUCCAAGAGUUAAGUAGUGUUCGUGAAAAAUAUCGGAAGCUUAAAGCGAGCAAACGAGAGUGCCAAGAGGUCAUCGAUGAACUGCGUAGCCAGCUUGAACUCUGUAUAGAAGAACGAGAGAAAUCGGCGUCAGAAGGAAAAGUACUCAAGUCCGACCCAGCUUCAUUUUUUCGCAACACGGAGUAUCCGGAUGUCGGUGACCAACCGAAUAGCAGCGACAUCCCCGUAUACUCUCCCACCUUGUCCAUGGGCAUUCCCAGGACAGCUCGAUCUCAUUGCCGCUGUGACGGCACCCUCCGUUUGGAGAAGGAUGUUUUUAUGUUCGCCCGCGCAGGAAUCGCCCUAGGUCUUAUCUUCAGACCAAUGUAUCAAUACAAUCCCCAAAAGAACAACGGCGCAUGGGGCCGACUGCGUCCGGAUAUUGAACCUGGUCAAAAGAAAGAUUUAUGUUAUUACGACGGCCACGGCUGGAAGUAUCUUGGCACCUAUGAACGAACAGGCGAAUCAUUCCUCCUUUCACCGGAUCACACGAAGAAGCUGAGCUUUCCGAGGGUUGAAGCGUUGGCUAAGGAAACUGUCUUAUUCCGAGACCUUGUUUCGCCUUCGCAGAUGCGAAUGGUGGAGAAGAUGUUUUGGGAGGGACUGCUCCAAGUCGAAAUGUUUGGUAUCCGACGUGUCGCAUACGACCAGGAAUUCGCUAGACAACUCUUCGAAAGGCGCAAGGACCUUCCCAAAAGCGUGAAGGAUGCCACUUCUACAAGUAUCAAGCGGAAAAGAGGCGACGAGACUGAUGAAACGCACGAAGACCGUCAACCAAAGGCUUCAAAAUCUGGUACCAAGGAGGGUUGA